Microplitis demolitor is the source of this 2334-nucleotide messenger RNA. It is a transcript of the gene p53, whose product is annotated as cellular tumor antigen p53. The transcript has 3 exons. Gene Ontology annotation, molecular function: DNA-binding transcription factor activity, RNA polymerase II-specific; RNA polymerase II cis-regulatory region sequence-specific DNA binding. The record is from RefSeq and is a predicted model, not a curated record. NCBI's taxonomy places the organism in Eukaryota, Metazoa, Arthropoda, Insecta, Hymenoptera, Braconidae. Bases 107 to 1243 code for a protein of 378 amino acids. Gene Ontology annotation, cellular component: nucleus. Gene Ontology annotation, biological process: apoptotic process; regulation of transcription by RNA polymerase II.
UUGUUAAUUACGCGAUUACGGGGGAAAGUUGUGGUGACGCCGGUGACAUAAGUAUCAUUUAAAUAAUAAUUUUUUAUAACUUAUAAUAAAAGUAAAAAAAAAAUAUAUGAUUAUCAAUCAGCCGGAAAUGUGUACAACUAUCGGAUAUUCCGGUUCGCAAGAAUCGGAUUUGUACGACUCGACUGUUUUUGACGAAAUAAGUUCUCACGUAGACUUAUCAAAUUUGCCAAUACUAGAAAAUGAAGAAGAUACAAUGGAAAAAAAAUACGACUUGCAUCCACAGCAAGACAAUAUCAAUCCCCAUGGGAUAGCUAUCGAUCCAUUGCAAUUUGAUCCACGGCAAUCAUCAAUUACUGUUCCAAUUAUCGAGGAAUUUCCUGGGAAAUAUAAUUUUGAAUUGUUUAUACCCCAGGGUAAAGGAAAAAGUAGCGUCUACUCGACUGCUUUGAGAAAAAUCUUCAUCGACAUGGAGCAGCGGCAGCCAUUACGCUUCCAAUGGUCACCGGCUGUUGAAAAUCUAUAUCUCCGUACGACUCUCGUUUAUGCAGAAGAUCGUUACCGAGGAGAUCCAGUGAUGCGCUGCCACAAUCACAUCGGGACCGACAGUCCAUCAAAUCGAAACAUGCCCCCGGAAAUUCUGAAACAAGUCGUCCGUUGCAUUCACCCCCGUAGUUAUUACGAGGACAUCAACGGACAUAAUUCGGUAAUAAUUCCCCUGGGUGCCCCUCAGCCAGGCUGCUCGUAUGUUCCUCUAGAUUUUAUAUUUUACUGUAAAAACAGCUGCUCUACUGGAAUGAAUCGUCGCGCAACUCAGCUAGUAUUCACUUUGGAAACUGGGACUCGUGAAAUAGUCGGACGCCGUAGCAUCGAAGUCCGUGUCUGCAGUUGCCCGAAGCGCGACAAAGAAAAAGAAGAAGAAUCUUUAACUUCCCGUGGGAAGAAACGUAAAGCUAAAAAAAUUCCCAUUAAUCACAAUAACAUCAAUUGUAAUAAUAAUUCAUUGCCGUCAUUCGGGUCCAUUUUACCCCAGCCACCACCAGGCAAAAGAAUUUUAUUGCAAGCAAAUAAAGAUCAGUCAAUAAAUUUGACUAUCAGAGUCCCGUCUAAAGAAGUUGCUAAAAGUGUUCUAGAAAGUUCUUAUAAUAUUCUUGCGGGCAGAGCUGCCCUUACCGGAGAUUAUGCAUUUUAUUAUCCUUAUAUGAAGGACAUACACAAUACUAAUAAUAAUUUGAGUAAUAAUUAGCUUAAGCUAUUGUUAAACAUAGUGAAUAUGUAUUUUUUUUUGUUUAAAUACGUUUAUUUUUGCGGAAACUACGGAAUGUUGGCACCGUGAGCCGAAGGCUACUGCUGCCAACAUACAAAAAUUCAUUUUCGUGACAUAAAAUUUACUUUUAGCGAUUAUCUGUACUGAUAAUUAACAUUUUUAUCGUUAGAACACACUCACAUUCCGUUGACUAAGAAGUUGGCUGCCUGAGCCGAAGGCUACUGCUGCCAUCAUACAGUAAAAUUUACUUUUAUGAUAUCAAACUCAUUUGUAGUAAGUUAUCUGUACUAGUAAUUAAAUUUUAUGAGGCUAGAACGCAUUGAUCGUGAAAUUGGCGGCUUUAGCCGAAGGCUACUGCUACCAUCAUACAGUAAAAUUAACUUUUAUGACAUGAAACUUAAUUUUAAUAAUUAUUUGUACUAAUAAUUAAAUUUUGUGAGGGUAGAAUACACUCACUUGACAUUGACGGUAAAGUUGGCUGCCUGAGCCAAAGGCUACUGCUGCCAUCAUACAGUAAAAUUUACCUUUAUCACAUCACAUUUAUUUUUCAUAAUUUCCUGCAUUGAAACUUAAUAAAAAAAAUAUUUUCUCAAAAUCUAGUCAUUGAAAGAUUAAAUUUUUCGAGGCUCGAGUACACUUACCCCAAGUGUGUACUAAUAAAUUAUAAAUUACCUCAUAACAAUGAUUUAUCAAGUCUACUUACUGUAUAAUCUUACUGACAACUUGAAUUUAAAAUUUCGUCAAAAUCGCUUGACCUUUGGCUCCAUGAGCCGGAGGCUAAUGCUGCCAUCACUCAGUAAAAUCAACUCCCAUUACAUGGAACAUAUUUUUCAUGAUUAUCUACACCCAUACUUAAAUUUUUUUCAAAUAAAAACGCACUCGUUUCCCAUUAGCUUCACGAGCCGAAGGCUAGUGCUGCCCUUACUCAACAGAAUCUUUCCCAUUUUUUUAAGUAAAAAAUUACAUAUUCACUUUAAAAAUAUUUUUAUUAUUAAAAUAAUCGUUAUUAAUAAUUAAGUCUUCCAAAUUGUUGAAAAAUAUAAAACGAAAUAAAUUGGUUUAAAACUUCA